This is a messenger RNA of Peromyscus leucopus (white-footed mouse), 2049 nucleotides long. It is a transcript of the gene Scn4b, whose product is annotated as sodium voltage-gated channel beta subunit 4. The coding region runs from base 644 to 1330 and encodes 228 amino acids. Gene Ontology annotation, molecular function: sodium channel regulator activity; transmembrane transporter binding. The transcript is spliced from 5 exons. Gene Ontology annotation, cellular component: membrane; voltage-gated sodium channel complex. The record is from RefSeq and is a predicted model, not a curated record. Gene Ontology annotation, biological process: regulation of ventricular cardiac muscle cell membrane repolarization; cardiac muscle cell action potential involved in contraction; regulation of sodium ion transmembrane transporter activity. NCBI's taxonomy places the organism in Eukaryota, Metazoa, Chordata, Mammalia, Rodentia, Cricetidae.
CCACCAGCUGCGGCAGCGCCCGCUGCGGACGUCCUCCCCGCGGUCCCGGGAGAGGCAGCCGCUGCCCUUACUCGUGUGUUCUCCGAGCGGAACAAAACAGCCUUCCAACAAACCUAAAAGCUCCACCUCUACUCCCCCGUGAACUCUUCUCCUAAUUGGCAGCUCGGCGCAUGGGAUGAUGCGGGCGGCUGCGGGCCGGCCCUGCAGUGCCAAGCCGCAACAUCCCCGUCCGGUUGGAGAGGCAGAGGGCUGCUCAGGCUGCACCCCACGAUCCUGAUCCGCGGCGCUCCGGUCACCGUGAGAAACCGGCGGGGACGCCGCCCCUCCUGCGGCUGGAGCGCUUCCAGAGCAGAGGCGCAUCGCAGUGCCGCUCGCCCCGGCGUCCUCCCUCCAGCUCCGGCUCCUCCUCCUCCCCCCAAGCCCCGGCGCCCGCAGCGGGCUCCAAGAGGCGAGCGGGCGCGCCUCCCCCUCUUCGUCCUCCCCCUCGUCUCGCUCUCUCGCGGCUAACUUUCCUGAGCCCCGACCCGCGGCGCGGAGCUCCCCCCGGCAGCUGCGGGGGCCCAGAGCCGACCUCGGGCGGAGAGCGUGGGGGUGCCCACUAUCUCAUCCCAAGCCCUCGGAGUGCUCCGGAGAGAACAGGACCAUGUCCCGGGCUGGGGACCGAGGCAAAACCCUGGCGAGAUGGCUGGGCACUGGGCUAUUGGGUCUCUUCUUGCUCCCUAUGUCCCUGCCGUUGGAGGUGUCUGUGGGAAAGGCUACCACCAUUUACGCUAUCAACGGCUCAGCGAUCCUGCUGCCCUGCACCUUCUCCAGCUGUUUUGGCUUCGAGAAUCUCUACUUCAGAUGGUCCUACAAUAACACCGAGACGCACAGGAUUCUCAUAGACGGCAUUGUGAAGAAUGAGAAGUCUGACCCAAAGGUGAAGGUGAAGAGUGAUGACCGCAUUACCCUGGAGGGCUCCACGAAGGAGAAGAUGAACAACAUCUCCAUCCUGCUGAGUGACCUGGAGUUCAGUGAUACGGGCAAAUACACCUGCUUCGUGAGGAACCCCAAAGAGAAGGACCUCAACAGCUCUGCCACCAUCUUCCUCCAAGUGGUUGAUAAACUGGAAGAAGUGGACAACACGGUGACGCUCAUCAUCCUGGCCGUGGUGGGUGGGGUCAUUGGACUUCUGGUCUGCAUCCUGCUGCUGAAGAAGCUCAUCACCUUCAUCCUCAAGAAGACCCGAGAGAAGAAGAAGGAAUGUCUAGUGAGUUCCUCCGGGAACGACAACACAGAGAAUGGUCUACCCGGCUCCAAGGCAGAGGAGAAGCCACCCACAAAAGUGUGAGGUCCUGCGGGGCCAAGCAGCGCAGGGAGCCUCACUUCCUGACGGCGGCGACACUGAUGCUGGGGUCCCGUGUGUGGAACCCACCAACCGAGACGAGACGAGUGUGCUGCUUGGCCCAAACUGUCUCUUUCUGAGCAGGAAGGACCUGAUCCUGCCCCGCCCAGCCUAUGCUACCUUUCCCUCCCCAGCCAGGGCUUCCCAGGGGCAAGGGCUGGCUGGGGAAGGAAGCCUGCAGAGGUUGAAGAAUGGGAAAGGAAGGGCUGGAGCAGCGUGGGAGAGCUGGCCCCUGGCACCCGGGAAAAUGGGGUCUCCUUUAGACUUCCCACCGCUGUGAACCCUCACGUUCCCCUCACAUUUUCUCCUGAUCCUUCACCAGGAUAUUGAGGUGAUCAGAGGGCUGCUCCCAAAGCUGGGGUUCAGAGAUGGGUGGAGGGUGGGCCCUUGAGAUGUUGGGAAUGUGCUAGAACUCUGGGGGUGGGGCCAGUUCUGAGAUGCAAGCUGGGCUUUGAAGGAUAUCAGGCUUCUGGAAGUUCCUUCCCAGGGAACUUUCUCUUUCCCCCACCCUGGAAUACCUGCCCGCACUGUCCCAGCUCCCUGUCCAGCUUCCUGCUCUCAAUUUGUAGACUCCUCAGCUAGGACUGGAUGCCCUGGCCUUCAAGUGUCCCAGUCUAUCUAGCCUGUCUUUGCUCUCUGAGCUGCCGCUGCUGAGGAGGCUUGGC